Molecule: messenger RNA, 1386 nt
Organism: Glossina fuscipes
Lineage: Eukaryota; Metazoa; Arthropoda; Insecta; Diptera; Glossinidae
Product: hexokinase type 2-like
Exons: 1
Coding region: 1-1386 (461 amino acids)
Biological process (GO): glucose 6-phosphate metabolic process; intracellular glucose homeostasis; glycolytic process
Cellular component (GO): cytosol; mitochondrion
Molecular function (GO): mannokinase activity; fructokinase activity; glucokinase activity
Source: RefSeq, a predicted model, not a curated record
AUGAGUGAAGAGAACAUUAGGGAUAGUGAGCCUUUAACCAAUCAUGCCAUUGUGGAGAAAAUUUGUGAGCCGUUUAUCCUAAGCGAUGAUACAUACCGACAAAUUCGAAACAUUUUCUUAGAUGAAAUUGACAGAGGGUUAUGCAAGUAUACCCUUAAAAACGCCUUUGUUAAGUUUUUAAUGACUUUUGUGGAAAAAUUGCCAAGUGGCUGUGAACGUGGAAACUUUAUGGGUUUGGAUCUAGAUGGCACGACAUUACGCAUUUUACUCAUAAAUCUACACAGCCAGGAAGAUUUUCAGAUUGAAGGAGCGAAUUAUGAGUUACCCGAGACGCUUUUGACCGGCCCUGGAGACGAUUUCUUCGAUUUUCUUGCGAAAUGCUUAUCCGCAUUCAUCUACAAAUAUGAACUGCAAAAAGAUGAGCUCAGUUUAGGUUUCACUUUUUCGUUCCCACUAAAGCAAAAUAAAUUGAGUAGGGGUGUCCUUCUCUCAUUGGCUGAAAGGUUUAGUUGUUCGGGUGUAGUCGGCCACGAUGUCGUUGGCUUAUUGCAACAAGCAAUAAAACGACGAGGCGAUAUUCAUAUACCUAACAUCGUCAUUUUAAACGCGACGACUAGUACACUAAUCUCUUGUGCUUGGCAAUAUCGAGAGGCUAAAGUUGGCCUUAUUGUUGACACAGCCAUCAGCGUCUGCUACCUGGAAAAAACUAAGCAUAUUGACCAAUUCAAAGGUGGCGUGAAGGCUAGUCCUACUAUGAUUAUUAAUUGUGAAUGUGAUAACUUUGGUAGUGACGGAUUACUGGAUUUUGUGCGCACCCCAAUCGACUUUACAUUGGAUAAUAACUCUGUCAAUGCUGGCCAGCAAAUAUAUGAGAAAAUGACUUCCACCAAGUAUCUGGGAGAAAUUGUUCGUCUCAUAAUGUUGGAAUGCGUUGAUGCUGGCGCAAUGUUAAGGGGAAGUCAUUCUGAUCAGAUACGUACCCCAAUGUCGUUUAACAUAAAACUUAUGUCAACAAUUGAAGCUGAAGAGCCCGGCAAUGAUUCAAUUAUUCGGCAAAUUUUUGAAAUAAUGGGCUACAGGCGGCCCUCUGAUGAAGAUUGCGAACAUUUGCGUUACAUAUGCAGUUUGGUAUCGAAUCGGUCGGCUUAUCUGCUCGCAGCAAUCUUGGCUGCUUUACUUGAUCACAUAGGCGAUCCAUUUGUGAUUAUUGGUGCUGAUGGCAAUGUUUAUCGGAAGUACCCCACAUACGCUGAACGUCUACGAAAGAAACUGAGAAAACUUGCCCGUCCCGAAUAUAUCUUUUGCCUUAAGUUGGCUGAAUAUGGCCCUGGAGUUGGGGCAGCUUUACUAGCCGCAACAAUAUUUGCCAAGAAAGGAAACCCAUAA